UGUUCUCUUCUUUGACAUAUAUUCCGUUAACAUAUCGACAGAUGUGUGCUCGACUAUUUAGUGGGCUGCCAAUACUUCUUACAAGAAUAAAACCACAGCCAAUUCCAUCCAGCCUACCUAGCUAGUCAUGGAGAUGGAUCUACCACCCAAAAUGCUUGCCUCUCUCACCAUCACCAUACUAAUUAUGAUCAUGGCCACCUCCGUCGCACUUGCGUCGUCGGAUGCAGCGGUGCUCGAAGGACAAGCAAGAGCACUCCUCGUCUGGAAAGAUAGCAUCGACAACCAAAGCCAGCAGGCCCUGCGCUCCUGGGGAAACACGCCAGCGCCCUGCAAUUGGCGUGGCAUCACCUGUGGUACCGGUGUGCACCGGCACCGGCCAGUGAUCAACGACAUCUCUCUGCGGGGGAUGCGGCUAAGAGGGGCUCUGGAGUCCCUCAACUUCUCGGCCUUGAGGAACUUGACACGCCUCGACCUCUCACACAACCUCCUUGCUGGGAGCAUUCCUCCUAGUAUCGAGGUCCUUGGCGAGCUCCAUGCUCUCCUUCUGCAAGGCAACCAGAUAAGAGGCUCAAUCCCACUAGGUCUAGGAAAUCUCACAAAAUUGCAUUCCUUAAUGCUUCACGAAAAUGAUCUUUCCGGUGAAAUACCAAGCCAAAUAGGCAACAUGAGUAGUCUUGUCACUCUCAACUUGUCAAGCAAUCACUUGGUUGGUCAUAUCCCUUGUGAAAUAGGACAGUAAAGCACUUAGUUGCAUUAGAUUUGCCCAGUAAUAAUCUAUUCGGUAAAAUACCAAGCAGCAUAGCAGGUGGUUUGACCGAACUCACUAGUUUGUACCUUUACAGUAACAAACUUUCUGGACAAAAUCCACAAGAAGGUUAUCUUCUAAACUUAAAGGACCUACA
Molecule: messenger RNA, 902 nt
Organism: Triticum aestivum (bread wheat)
Lineage: Eukaryota; Viridiplantae; Streptophyta; Magnoliopsida; Poales; Poaceae
Product: LRR receptor-like serine/threonine-protein kinase RGI3
Exons: 1
Coding region: 128-739 (203 amino acids)
Molecular function (GO): protein binding
Source: RefSeq, a predicted model, not a curated record